AUGAUUAUCGAUUGCUCGCAUGUUUCUGAGGACUGCGCAAAACAAGUUAUAACUCUAACACGUGCGCCCGUGAUGUUUCCGCAUUCCAAUGCCAAAUCAGUCUUUGACAGCGCACGUAACAUCCCGGAUGAGGUGAUCGACUUAGUGCGUGAAAACAAUGGCAUUAUCAUGGUGACAUUUGUGCCUGAGCAUGUGACGACCAGACGAUCGGAAGCGACGAUGGACAUGGUCCUUGAUCAUCUAUUCUAUAUCGCGGGUCAGAUUGGCUGGGAACAUGUUGGCCUUGGAUCUGAUUUUGACGGAAUUGCAUCUGUAAUACCAGAACUGGAGGAUGUGAAAUACUACCCGCGAUUGCUCCAAUCCAUUCUCGAUCGGGGCGCGACGGAAGAACACUUGACUAAAGUUGCCGGGGAGAAUAUUUUGAGGGUGUGGAAGGGCGUUGAGGAAAUUCGCGAUCAAAUGAAAACCGAGGGCGUGCAGCCUGUUGAGGAUGUCUGGGAGGAUCGAACUUGGUGGCGAUAUGAUGAAUACUAUCAGAUGCCCGAUCCAGAUCCUGAAGAUAAAUUGGGACUGGACUGGUAUGGACUUCUACCCCCAAAGGAAGGUCUUUGUCUUAAACAAUAG
This is a messenger RNA of Penicillium waksmanii, 624 nucleotides long. RefSeq names its product dipeptidase. Lineage: Eukaryota; Fungi; Ascomycota; Eurotiomycetes; Eurotiales; Aspergillaceae. Bases 1 to 624 code for a protein of 207 amino acids. Gene Ontology annotation, molecular function: metallodipeptidase activity. The transcript has a single exon. The record is from RefSeq and is a predicted model, not a curated record. Gene Ontology annotation, biological process: proteolysis.